Messenger RNA from Gekko japonicus, 654 nucleotides. RefSeq names its product hepatocyte nuclear factor 4 alpha (gene HNF4A). The record is from RefSeq and is a predicted model, not a curated record. Lineage: Eukaryota; Metazoa; Chordata; Lepidosauria; Squamata; Gekkonidae. Gene Ontology annotation, biological process: positive regulation of transcription by RNA polymerase II; anatomical structure development; cell differentiation. Gene Ontology annotation, molecular function: zinc ion binding; nuclear receptor activity; RNA polymerase II cis-regulatory region sequence-specific DNA binding.
AUGACAAUGCGCCUUUCCAAAGCCCUGAUAGACAUGGAGAUGGCAGAUUAUAGUGCCGCUUUAGACCCAGCUUACACUACUCUGGAGUUUGAGAACAUGCAAGUCCUGACCAUAGGCAACGAUACCUCCCCCUCGGAAGCAUCAAACCUCAACGCCUCCAACAGCAUUGGGGCCAGCGUCUUGUGUGCCAUCUGUGGGGACCGUGCAACUGGGAAACACUACGGCGCCUCCAGCUGCGAUGGCUGCAAAGGGUUUUUCAGGCGAAGCGUCAGGAAGAACCACAUGUACUCUUGCAGGUUUAACAGGCAGUGUGUUGUGGACAAGGACAAAAGAAACCAGUGUCGAUAUUGCAGGCUAAAGAAAUGCUUCCGAGCAGGUAUGAAGAAAGAAGCUGUACAGAAUGAACGUGAUCGAAUCAGUACUCGUCGAUCCAGCUAUGAAGACAGCAGCUUGCCUUCCAUUAACGUUUUACUGCAAGCAGAAGUCCUUUCACAGCAGAUGUCGUCACCGAUUUCUAUGAUUAGUGGAGAUAUCAGAGGGAAAAAGAUUGCCAAUAUUGCGGACGUCUGUGAGUCCAUGAAGCAGCAGUUGUUAGUGCUGGUGGAGUGGGCCAAGUACAUCCCAGCCUUCUGCGAGCUUCCGCUGGAUGAUCAG